Molecule: messenger RNA, 1432 nt
Organism: Aphanomyces invadans
Lineage: Eukaryota; Oomycota; Saprolegniomycetes; Saprolegniales; Verrucalvaceae
Exons: 1
Coding region: 10-1398 (462 amino acids)
Molecular function (GO): protein binding
Source: RefSeq, a predicted model, not a curated record
CGACACGCGAUGGAGUUCGACGCGCCAACGUUUGCCACGUCUGUGCUAUCGCACGACCUGUCCAAGCCGAUCGUGGCCACCGCCGCGCUGGCUCCAGGCCAGGUCAUCUUUGCCGAAGUCGCGUCGAUCGUAUCGGCCGGCGGCUACAGCGACGAUGAAUCGCACGAGCCCGAUUGCGACGACGACGAUUGCGGCGGGUGCUGCGAGGUCGAUAACGAGCACGACGGCACCCAACUGGAUGCCGACGACUUAGCAGCCGUGAGCCCGUAUGUGGCCGAGCAUUACGACGCUCUCGGGGCUACGUGUGACUCUCUCGCUGCGUUGACCAGCGUAGACAAGCGGAAAACGCUAUUCAAGCUCUUGCACAUGGCAGCCAACGACGUGUCGUCGCCACUUAUCACGUCCUUGCUCGCACUGGACGUGAGUGCCAACCACCAUUUGUCGGCGAGCAUGGAUGCGGCCAAGGCACUGCGUGCCAGCCACGCCGGCCUCAUCCCUUCCGUGCUGUCGGACGAUCAAGUCGCCCACGUCAUCGCGGUUCUGAACAAGCACAGCAUUCCGCUGGAGGAAGUCGAUGCCGUCGGUUUGUUUGUGGUCGUGCCAAAACUCAAACACAGUUGCGAGCCGAACGCAGCAUACACGGACUCGGGCGACGCCAUCUAUGUCACAGCGAUCCGCCCGAUCGCGGUGGGCGACGCCAUCACGGUCGACUUUUUCGACUCGUUCUACAUGACAGUGGCCGACCGCGCCCAAGUCUUUCAAGAAGAAGGCGAACCUCCGUGUGGGUGCAGCGUAUGCAAUGGCACCGCUCCGGACAAGUCGCGGUCGUUCCGGUGCCAAGUCGCCGGCUGCGACGGCAUCGUUCACCCGACCAACGCUGUGUUUGAGUGCACCAAGUGCCAUGCAACUUGGACCGACGCGACGAUCGCGGCCGCCGAGGCCGAAGAGAAGGCGCUCACGUCCGACCUGGACAACACCGAGAACUUUGGCCAACUCGACGCGAUCUUGAAAUCGUCCAAGCUGCACUUGUACCACCACAUCUUUUACACGGUCAUGCAAGUCUUGUCGGAAGAAAACGUGGUCGACAUCUCGGACGACGUCGCGCUCUCGAUACUGACGCGACAAAUCGACGCCCUCAACUACGUCGUGCCGUUUGCGCAUUCGGAAAAGGUGUCGCUGUACGAUUCGAUUGCGCAGGCGCACAUUGCGCUCGGCGACAUUGCCAAGGCAGCCGACGCGUACGCAUGUGCGCUUGCCGUGUGCCACGUCGUGUUUGGCAGCGACAGCAAAACGACUCAACUCUUUGCCACCCUCGCCAGCAACACCCCCAAGUCCGUGGACGAGAUCCCCGCCGCGUACGGCCUCGAAUGGAUCGAUGACCCACACGAUUUCGCGUAACGACAUAACUUAGCUCCCAUAUUUCUUCCGCACA